AUGAAGUCGAAAACAAUUGAUUCUUUUUUUAAAAAGAAAAGUACAGAGACUACACAAUCACCUUCAGAAGCAUCUCAAAUUGAGGUACCACCUUCAUCGUUUGCUCCUUUAAACUCUGAUGCUCGUCCUUCUAAAAUUCCUAGAGUUGAAGAUGAGGCACUUGAUUUGUCUAACUUAGAACGUGAACUUGGGUUAUGUAAGCAAAUAUAUGAGUAUCCAGUUAAUAUGCGUGAUGAAAUUCGAAGAGCUUAUAUUAAGGCUGGACCUUAUCAACCUAUUCUUUCAGAAUAUCCUACUUCCAAUUCAAAAAAGCAUCCUCGUUAUUUUCAACCAUCAUGGUUUAAACAAUUUUCCUGGUUAGAAUGUUCACCUUCUAAAGAUGUAGUAUUUUGUUUGCCUUGUUUUCUUUUUAAUAGCAAUCCAACUAGUCGUUUUGGAUCAACUGCAUUUACUCAUAAUGGCUUUAGUAAUUGGAAAAAGGUACACAAUGGAUGCAAUUGUGCUUUUUUGACACAUACGGGAAAAGAUCCGAAUUCACUGCAUAACAAUGCACAACGAGCUUAUGUAGAUUUAAUGAAUCAAGCUCAACAUAUUGAAGUAUCACUUGAUAGACAAACUACACAACAAAUUUCAGCUAAUUGUCUACGUCUGAAAACUAGUAUAGAUGUUGUUCGAUGGUUGUCAUUUCAAGGGUGUGCUUUUAGAGGUCAUGAUGAAAGCUCGGGAUCAAAAAAUCAUGGGAACUUUCUUGAACUAUUAUCACUAUUAGCAUCGUAUGAUGAGAAAGUUAAAGAUGUUUUGAAAAGUGCUCCACAAAAUGCUAGUUAUACUUCUUCAACAAUACAAAAAGAGAUAUUACAAAUUUAUGCCAAUAGAGUUCGUAAUGUAAUUCAUGAAGAAAUUGGUGACAGAAAGUUCAGCAUUAUUGUGGAUGAAGCGAGAGACGAGUCGAAAAAAGAGCAAAUGGCAAUUAUUUUGAGAUUUGUUGAUAAACAAGGACAGGUAAAAGAACGAUUUUUUGAUAUAGUCCAUGUUAAAGAUACUGCAUCAUUGACUUUGAAGAAUGUAAUUUUUAAUGUUCUCUUGCAACAUAGUUUUGACAUACAAAAUAUCCGAGGUCAAAGCUAUGAUGGGGCAAGUAAUAUGCGUGGGGAAUUUAACGGCUUGCAAGCUUUGAUUUUGAAGGAUUGUCGAUAUGCUUAUUAUGUUCACUGUUUUACUCAUCGUCUUCAGUUAGCUUUGGUUGCAUCAGCUAGAGAAGUGGUUGAAGUGCAUCAAUUUUUUAAAAACUUGUCUGAUAUUGUUAAUAUUGUUUCGGCUUCUUCCAAACGACACGAUGAAUUACAAAAAGCCCAAGCAGCUGAAAUAUCUCGCUUGGUAUCCAUCAAUGAGUUAGCAACUGGAACAAGAAUGAAUCAGAUGGGCACUUUACAACUUCCUGGUGAGACUCGAUGGAGUUCCCAUUUAAAUUCAGUUACUAGUUUACUGAAGAUGUACAAUGCUACUAGCACAAUUCUUGAAAAUCUAAAAAAUACCACUUCUAACUAUUCUCAACGAGGAGAUGCUCAUAACGCAUAUAAUAGUUUGAGAUCUUUUGAGUUUAUUUUUAUUUUGCAUGUGAUGAAAGAAGUUUUAGGGAUUACUGAUAAACUUUGUCAAGCUCUGCAACGUCGUUCUCAAGAUAUAUUAAAUGCCAUGAGUUUAGUUUUGACAACGAAAGAUUUAAUUCAAAAGUUGAGAGAUGAUGGAUGGAAUGAAUUGUUGAAAAAUGUGAUAUCUUUUUGUGAAUCUUCGGAGUUGGAUUUUCCAGAUAUGAAUGCUCAAUACAUUGUAGGUCGUAGUCACAACAAGAAGGAAGAUGUUACAGUGGAGCAUCAUUAUCGAGUGGAUAUAUUUUUUGCUACAAUAGAUACUCAUUUGCAAGAAUUGAAGAGUAGGUUUAACGAAAAUGUUGUCGAGCUUCUCACUCUUACUAUAGCUUUAGAUCCCAAGGAGUUUUUUAAGUUAUUUGAUAUUGAUAAAAUUUGCAUUCUUGUGAACAAGUUCUAUCCAGAAUAUUUUUCUCAACAAGAGAAAGAACGUCUCCCAUAUGAGUUGAAGCAUUAUGAACUUGAUGUAUUUUCAACAGCAUCCUUAGAACGUGCUUUUUCUGCUAUGAAGAUUGUGAAGACUCGACUUCGUAGCAAGAUGAAAGAUGAUUUUUUAAGAAGUUCUUUGGUUAUGUACAUUGAGAAAGAAAUUGCAAAAAAGUUUGAUAUAAACGAAAUAAUUGAUGAUUUUAGUAAGGUCAAUGAUCGAGGAGUGCAAUUCAAAUAA
Molecule: messenger RNA, 2316 nt
Organism: Gossypium arboreum
Lineage: Eukaryota; Viridiplantae; Streptophyta; Magnoliopsida; Malvales; Malvaceae
Exons: 2
Coding region: 1-2316 (771 amino acids)
Source: RefSeq, a predicted model, not a curated record